This is a messenger RNA of Suillus discolor, 707 nucleotides long. RefSeq lists its product as uncharacterized. Bases 212 to 658 code for a protein of 148 amino acids. The transcript has 5 exons. Lineage: Eukaryota; Fungi; Basidiomycota; Agaricomycetes; Boletales; Suillaceae. The record is from RefSeq and is a predicted model, not a curated record.
ACACUGCAAUGACGCAUGAUGGCGAAGGAAGAAAUGGUGGAGAACAGCAGGCUGAAGCAUCGAUGAACCGAGAUAAGGUGUUCGGUAGCAGCAGCGCCGCGUGCUGAUGCGGGCCUGAACCUUGCAUGAUUUUAUGUCAUGGGUCACUAGGAAGAGAUGCGCUCAAAGUGCGCAAUACCUCUAACACUAGCAACAAGCACUGAGCCAUGGCAUGCCCCUUCCAUCACUGAAAAAUGUUAAUGCUGAAGUGGCAAGCGGGCUUGAUGAUUCGCUGAUCACCACCAAAGAGAAACUGAUUCAAUUCUCGUGGCUUAGACCAACUCGACGGACGUUCUUACUUGUGCGUCCUUGGGAUCAUCAUCUCCUCGAGCUGCCUGACUUCGCAGAUUCGUACGAUGCAGAAAGCUUGGGAGGUUGGUCUGAGCCCGAGUCCCUUGACGGCUCGCCUGGAGAAGAGGAGUUGACCGAUUCGGAAUCUUACUCGCAGGCAUUGCGAUUGAUCGCUUGCCUCGGACAGCUGUUUGGCGCAUUUUUGCUAACCCAGCAGCGCAGUGGGGUAUACAAGAGGAUCGCAUCGGAUCACGAUAUCAUUGCACAAGUUAAAGAUAUGACAUCUAUGCACGGCACGACGGACAUUAGGACGCUAGAAAUAUUGUAAUUGUGGAAGCCGAUUUUGCAGUUGAACAUUGAACAUUGAACGUUCGAAC